AUGUCCGGGAGUCCGACCAGUGUCGACAAGCUCAAAGUCUUGUCAAGCAUCCACAAAGACUGGUGCCGCUUCAGGACCUCAUAUUCCGGCCUCAGCUUGACAAAGGAAGAAGAUAUACUCGUUGCUCUGAAUGGCAUUGCGAAGGCCGUUGCUGAAGUCACAAACGACACCCUAGUUGCUGGUUUAUGGCGAGGCCGGCUGAUCGAAGAGCUAUGCUGGAAACGGCAUACCAAUGAAAGGGUGCAUUCGAUUGAUGAACCUCCAAAGCCUUCUAAAUGGCGCGCACCUACAUGGAGUUGGGCAAGCAUCAAUCGCGUAAUUGGAGGCCGUACAAUGUGGUGGGAGUAUGACUCUUGGUUGGAUUUUAUCCAUGAGAUGGCGGCAAUAGAAGACCUCACCGUGGAUCAGAAGCCUUCUGGGCAACUUGUCAACGCCUCCUUAACAUUGACAUGUCGCCUGAUUCCGACAUCUCCACCGGAUUCGGGUAUCUGGGCAUGGACGCCAUACAAAGUUACCGUGACUCUCGAUGACUGUACCAUCACGAACGCAAAGGACCUGGGCAACGAGAUCAGUCUAGUGGUUCUUCGUCACUUCGCAUACGGGAAAGAAGGCAGUCUACAAGGCAUAUUAGUUCUGCCAAGUCGAGUCAAGACUGGCAGCUAUGAACGACUAGGCUACUUCGAAUUUUUCUCAUAUGUCGAGCCGCUUGAGGAGGAAAAACGGAUAGUGCAAAGCGUACUUGAUGGAUACAAUAUUGCACAAGAAACUACGAUCGAGCUGAUAUAA
This is a messenger RNA of Alternaria novae-zelandiae, 786 nucleotides long. RefSeq lists its product as uncharacterized. Lineage: Eukaryota; Fungi; Ascomycota; Dothideomycetes; Pleosporales; Pleosporaceae. The record is from RefSeq and is a predicted model, not a curated record. The coding region runs from base 1 to 786 and encodes 261 amino acids. The transcript has a single exon.